Toxotes jaculatrix (banded archerfish) is the source of this 4599-nucleotide messenger RNA. RefSeq names its product formin 2b (gene fmn2b). Gene Ontology annotation, molecular function: microtubule binding. The record is from RefSeq and is a predicted model, not a curated record. Lineage: Eukaryota; Metazoa; Chordata; Actinopteri; Toxotidae. The coding region runs from base 1 to 4599 and encodes 1532 amino acids. Gene Ontology annotation, cellular component: actin filament; cytoplasm; nucleus. The transcript has 21 exons. Gene Ontology annotation, biological process: intracellular transport; actin nucleation.
AUGGGCAACCAGGAGGCUAAGCAAAAGAAAGCUGCAGCACCAUCGGGUAAUGGAAGCUAUCCUUCGCUGGAUGAAGGAUGGAGAGAGGGAGGAGGGGACAUCUCAAAAAAGGGAGGAAAGAAACUCCAUGGUAAGCAUGGAGGUAAAGGAGCAAACAGUAGUGGAGGAGGAGGGGGGACGCAUGGCACAGGACCAGGCAAGAAAAAAAACAAAUCUGAGUCCAAGCCCUCUGUUUUUUCCAUCCGCAAGAGAAAGGGCAACCUGAAAGGGAAAGGAGACACGUGUUCGUCCGUAACAGGCUCCAAAGAGGACGUUUUAGCAUCUCAACAUGACGAAGUGGACUGCACAAAAACACCUGAUUUGUCUGCGGAUGAGCUCGGACAGUCGGACACUGAGGCUGCUUUCCCUGAGAAGAAAAAGAAACAGGAGCAAGGGAAAAAGGAUGGAGAUGGAGGAGGAGGAGGAGGAGGAGAGCAAAAGCAGGAGGUGCAGCGGAAAACCUUGACAACAGCAACCUCUCCCACAGAGGAUGGAGGACAGAAGGGAGGGAGCUCCGGGUCAGACACAGAUAUUUACAGCUUCCACUCAGCCGCUGACCACGAGGAUCUGCUCGCGGACAUCCAGCUCACUAUAAGGCUACAGCACCAACAGCAGCAGCAGGGGGUGGUUAACUCAAUCGUGGAAGCACAGGGAGGGGGAGAAAGGGAUCUGAGCUGGGGAGGAGGAGAGGGGAGGAGGAAGCAGAGUAAUGGAGUCGUUAAAAUAACUCCUCCUGAAGUACUCGAUCUAACCCCAGAAUUAGAACUAGGGUCUGAUGCCCUGUCAUUCCUUGAGACAGGAACUCUGUCUGACUAUGUCAAGCACAUGGACCAGCCACCAACACUACACCCUCCCUACCACACAGAGGUGCAUGAGAAGAGGGAGGAGAAGGGGGAGGAGGAGAAGGUGGAGCAUCUGGAGCUAAAUGGGAAGGAACAGAGGGAGAGAGAAAGAGAAGCCUCUCUUUGUGUUGCUACAGGCACAAAAGACCAGCAUGCUUGGCUACAGCAGUCCCCUCACACAGCCAUCACCAUGGCUACUGUAGGGGGGGCGGCAGUCAGCCCAGUCACCAUGACAGCCAGUGGUAACAGCUUCCCUGAUCCCACAUUUGAACGUGCUGGCAAAGCCCCAGGGGAGGAGGAGGAGGAGGAGGACGCAGGAGGUGAAUCCCCUCAGGAGAAGAGGGAGCCUGGGGUGGAGGUGGAUCUCAGUCUCCCGCCCGCAGACAGCCACAGCAGAGGUCCUGAAGCGACUGAGGGGCUGAGACCAGGGACCCUGUUUGGAGAAGGUGAGGGUCAAUUAGGCUCAGAUACUAGUGCAGAGUCCCUUGAGGACUGUCUAAGUGCUGGCUCUGAACUCAACCACUCUGCUGCUGCCAGCGCCAGCGUCUCCCCCUCCACCCAGCAGUGCAGGAGGAGCAGCGUCUGCUUCACCCCUCUGCCUCCCCAGGAGAGCCCCACAUUGGCCAAAAGACUCCUCAGGUCCAUCCACUCCUCCUCCUCCUCCUCCUCUAGCCCUGUAGUGAAACCCUACCCUCCUAUCUACCCCUCCUACAUAAAGACCACCACCAGACAGCUCAGCUCCCCUGGAUACUCCCCAGCCCUGUCCCCCUCCCACAGCCCCCUGUCCCCGCGCAGAGCCCACCAUCACCUCCACAGGACGACGGCCGAAGGUCAUCAGGUCCGUAGGCAGCGCUCUCGAAGCCUUGCCGGGCCUCUGAGUCGCUCGGCUGACUGGACGGAGGAGCUCGAGAGAAGGCUGAGGAGCAGAGAGGAGGACGCUUGUGGUUCGGGAGAAUAUCUGGUGGGCUACAGAGGAGGGGGCAGCCAGCCUAUAUGCGCUACCAGAAGAUCCUCCUGUGGACAGGUUUCUACCUGUGGCUUUCAGGAUGUCUUUACAGGUCGAACGCUGCUGGAGAAGCUGUUCCUGCAGCAGCAGCAGGAGGAGCCAGAGGAGGCGGAGAGGCUGUGCUCCAGGAUCUUGGCCAUGGGCCUUCUGCUGCCGUUCACUGACUGCUUCAGAGAGCAGCUGGGCGGCAGCACUGCCCACAUCACCUCCUCCACACCAUCAGCCAAGUUUGAUCAUGACCAGUUGUAUACGUGGGCAGCAGUUAACCAACCACCACACUCCCUGGAUCCUCUUGAUGGGAAGUUACCUGGGCAGAUCAAGAGCCCCUGUCCCCCAGCCAGGCCUGGUUCAGAGAAUAGGACUGGACUCAAAUCCACCGAGGCUGAGGACAAUCAAGAGCACCAUGCAGCCUUCCUGGGUGUGAGGCAGCAACAGAAGGAAAGCCAAGAGUCUGCGUCACAACAAGAGGAGCGUGUCCUUGCUUCGGCAAAACUCAAGGAAAAACAUGUUAACGUCAUACAACAGCUGGAACAAACCAUUGAGGACCUCAGGACUAAGAUCGCUGAGCUGGAGCGACAGCCCUCUCCUCUGGACAGGGACGGUGUGAAACCCACCACCUCCACCACAGAUAAGGAGUGUGGAGGAGAGGAGGGCCUGCUGAGGGUGUGUGACGCUCACCUGCAGACGGAGGCAGCUCCCUCUCUGGGCUGCCUGGAGGCCAAGUCGGUGCAGACAUCGCCCAUGGACGACAGCUUUAAGUUCAAAGUGCCUUGUAGUGACUCGGGUGGAGAGGACAGCCUCCUGCAGCGUCCACCCAAGCAAGAUGGCUUCCUGUGUUCGUGUCAGCAGCAGCAGCUGCCUCCUUCGUCUUUGCCUCCCCUUCCAGGAGUCGCAGUACCUCCCCAUCCAGGGCAGACUGUACUACCUCCUCCACCGCCACCUCCUCCUCCACCCUUACCAGCAGGCUCAAUGCCAGCUCCUCCACCACCACCUCCGCUACCACCUGGUUCACUAGUUCCUCCACCUCCUCCUCCUCCCCUUCCUUGUGGCCUUGUGCCACCCCCACCUCCUCCUCCUCCCCUUCCUGGUGGCAGUGCCCCUCCUCCUCCUCCUCCUCCUCCUCCAUUGCCAGGACUUGGAGGCCCACCACCACCUCCUCCUCCACCACCUCCACCUCCAGGCUGUGGGCCUCCUCCUCCUCCUCCAUUACCAGGACUUGGAGGCCCUCCACCACCUCCUCCACCUCCUCCAGGCUGUGGACCUCCUCCUCCCCCUCCUCCACCAGGAGCAUUCAGCGUUCCUCUAGGUCCUCCAGGGGCUCUAGGCUCCCUGCCUCCUCCACUGCCUUUGGGGCUGUAUGCUCUCAGUCAGGUUCAGGAGAAACCUCCCAGGAAGGCUGUGGUGGAGCCACCCAGACCCAUGAAGCCGCUCUACUGGACCAGGAUCCAGCUGCACGCCAAAAAGGAGGUUUCUUCUUUGUUGGUGUGGGACACAAUCGAGGAACCUGACGUGGACUUUGAGGAGUUUGUAGAGUUGUUCUCGAAAACAGCUGUGAAGGUGAAGAAGCAGCCGCUGUCUGACACCAUCACCAAGUCCAAGGCCAAACAGGUUGUGAAGCUCCUCAACAACAAGCGCUCUCAGGCAGUAGGAAUCCUCAUGUCCUCCCUGCACCUCGACAUGAAAGACAUCCAGCACGCCAUCCUGAACUUGGACAACACAGUAGUGGACCUGGAGACCCUGCAAGCCCUGUAUGAAAAUAGGGCACAGCAGGAGGAGCUGGACAAGAUUGAAAAGCAUGUCAAGUCCUCUAAAGACAAAGAGAAUGCUAAACCUCUGGACAAACCUGAGCAGUUUCUCUACCAACUCUCCCUGAUCCCAAACUUCUCCGGCAGAGUUUUCUGCAUCCUUUUCCAGUCCAGCUUCUCCGAGUGCAUGUCAUCUAUAAUGAAGAAGCUGGACACACUGCAGAGGGUAUGCAAGGCCUUACAGGACAGUGAGACAGUGAAGCGGAUUCUAGGUCUGGUUCUGGCCUUUGGUAACUUCAUGAACGGUGGCAAUCGAACCAGAGGCCAAGCGGACGGCUUCACCCUCGACAUCCUGCCCAAACUCAAAGACGUCAAGAGCAGCGACAGCAUGAGAAGCCUUCUGUCUUACAUUGUUGCAUACUACCUCAGACACUAUGAUGAGGAUGCUGGCAGGGAGACGUGUGUGUAUCCUCUCCCUGAGCCUCACGACUUGUUCCAGGCUUCACAGAUGAAGUUUGAAGACUUUCAGAAAGACCUGACUCGACUCAGGAAGGACCUCAGAUCUUGUACAUCAGAAGUGGAAAAGGUGUGCAAAGUUUCAGAUGAGGAGAACUUGCAGCCUUUCAAAGACAAGAUGGAGGACUUCCUCACACUAGCUAAAAGUGAACUGGAGAUCCUGGACACUCAACUCAGCAGCACUCACAAACUGUUCCUGGAGCUCACAGUGUUCUUCUCAGUCAAGCCCAAGGCAGGAGAGAAGGAGGUUUCACCCAACACCCUGUUCAGCGUCUGGCACGAGUUCUCCUCUGACUUCAAGGACCAGUGGAAGAAGGAGAACAAAAGCAUUCUCAAGGAGAGGUUGAAAGCAGCUGAAGAGUGUUUCCGUCAGGCCAAGGAGAAGGCUUCCUACAGCGUCAAACCUAAACACGCCUCUGGCAUCAAAGCCAAGCUCGGCAUGAAGAUUUGA